AUGCGCAUCCACUACGUGGCACUCGUGGCAGCUGCUGCGCUGAUUGCAAGUACUCAUGGCCAUCAAGCUGUCCGUGACUCGACCACGCUGUCAUCGUUGCGGACGACUACCGAGGCCGAAAACCAGCCUGGGGCUGUCGACGGCAAAACCAACCGAUUCCUGACAAGCGACGACAACUUUGAGCCGCUUGCGGUGACCUCGACGGGGGACCAUGCGUCAAUAGCGCUACAAAAAGGUGACGGUCAUGAUCGCCAGUUGCGCCAGCUGCUCGACUUCAAUUCGGACGAUGAAGCGAGAUCGUUUUUUGGGAAGAAGAAGCACAAGAAACGUAGACAUCGAAAGCACAAGAAUGGCGACUCGAGCGACUCGAGCGAGUCGAAAAACGGUCGCAAAAAAAAGUUUUCGCUGAACCCUUUCAAAUGGUAG
Molecule: messenger RNA, 426 nt
Organism: Hyaloperonospora brassicae
Lineage: Eukaryota; Oomycota; Peronosporomycetes; Peronosporales; Peronosporaceae
Source: the annotation of a GenBank genome assembly